AACUAAAGGGAACUGUAGGAAGGAAGAUGGACCUUUAUUAUUUAUAGAUGGUUGGUCAUUGUUGAUGAAUAAUUACAUUAAUAGUGGUUUUCUCAAUUACAUAAUUAGAUUUUACUUUCACCCUUUAAACUAGGAAAAUGUGGGACUAUCUUCAUUUUAGAUAUAAGAAACAGCAUGCCCAGAGAACUGCCAUUCCAAAGUCAUAAGCUGGAAAUCAAUGUCAGUUCAGGCCAACAUAUACAAUAUGUACACAAAAUAAAUCCUAAUAGAUGAUCUUGACCUACUGAGGCUGGAGUUCUUGCCCUUCCAUGUCAUAUCAGAUAGGACUUGGUUACAGUUUACAUGUUGUAAUGAGACUCUAUUCCUUAGGAGACACUGCAAGGAGGGGUAGGAGUCUGAAGAUGCAUAUCAAAGACCAAGGUACAAGCAGGCACUACCUCAAGCACUCACAGCUCUUGAGUAACAAGUAAUGACUCCUGGGAGGCAUGACUAAGUGUUACUAAACAUGGAGAGGACAUGGACUUCAGUGAACCCAAGGGAUAAAGCCCUGGCUCUAGGGAGGCUCCUUGUGUCAACACCCAGAGAGGAGGCCAGAGUCUUCCAUGAGUCCCCAAGGGUCUCAUCAGGUACAGCAGUGUCUGCUUCCACAUACUUUUGGGAGAGGAGCAGAGGUUUGUGAAGAUAAAGCCAGCUGCCUCCUUCCUAGCUUCCUCCUUCUCAAACUCCUCCCACUGAUGUUUUUUGAUGUAGAAGGACAGGCCAAGAAUUCUACCUCAAGCAAAAGGCUGUGGUUAGAGCUGAACUAGCAGACACAGGAAGGAAGUGACACAGGUCUUGUGAGUGGGAGAGGAUGGGACACUCUUAAUUACCUUCCACACCCAGUCCUGGUCUUAGGCAUCAACUCCCUGCCUGCUCCCUAUUUUGAUAUUGCCUUUAUUUUGGCCCCUCAAUUGAGGGAGCCUAAGUUUUGAUGGUGCAGUCCAAAUGCUUUGUCUUCAAACUCUAGACACUCCCUCCACUACAGAAGAUUUUUGCUUUCUUUCUAUGCCAAACACUGUGGUUCACCUUCAAAAAGUCUUAGCUGAUUUUAUUCCAGCUUGAAUACUGUCACUUCUCACCUAUCAUUUCUCCUCCCACCCCACCAGUAUCCUUGUCCCAUAUAGGAAGCUUCUGCAGUAGUCAGGAGAGAGAAAAUGAGGCCCAAACUAGGAAGAUGCAGGGAGAGGUAAGGCAUACAUUUCUUAUAAGUUCUUCUUCCACAAGCCACAUCCCUGAAGGACCUUAGGAUAUUCUUGACAUCACCUUGAACACAGAAAACACUGCCUUGUCUUUAUUUGUGUAUGAAAGCUGUCUUGUGAUAUCGGUCCUAAUCAUGUUUAAUAUUCUGUUUGGUCGAUUAAAUUCAAAGUUCCUUGAGAGAAGAAAACAUGGAUUAUGCUUCUCCAUGUCUAUGAGGCUUAAUAAUGGAUUAUUUUUAAGGUCUAACAAUGAGAAUAAUAAGAACUACUCCUCCUAAUGAGGUACAUGCAGAAAGUGAAGGGGUCCAUAAAAAAUGACAAGGAGAAUUUCCAGAAGCCAUGUCAACCUCCAAUAUUACCUCAACUCAUCCAGCCGCCUUCUUGUUGGUAGGAAUUCCGGGUUUGGAGCACCUGCAUGUCUGGAUCUCCAUUCCUUUCUGCUUCACCUAUACUCUGGCUCUGCUAGGCAAUUGCACCCUACUCUUCAUUAUUCAGGCUGAUGCAGCCCUCCAUGAGCCCAUGUACCUCUUUCUGGCCAUGUUGGCAACCAUUGAUCUAGUCCUUUCUUCUUCAACAUUGCCUAAAAUGCUGGCUGUUUUUUGGUUCAGAGAUCAGGAGAUCAACUUCCAUGCCUGUCUGACCCAGAUGUUCUUUCUCCACUCCUUCUCCAUCAUGGAGUCAGCAGUGCUGCUGGCCAUGGCUUUUGAUCGCUAUGUGGCCAUCUGCAAGCCACUGCACUACACCUCGGUCCUGACCAGGCCCCUUAUCACCAAGAUUGGCAUGGCUGCUAUGAUUCGGGCUGUGGCACUAGUGACUCCACUCCCCUUUCUGCUCAGACGCUUCCACUACUGCCGAAGCCCUAAGAUUGCACACUGCUACUGUGAGCACAUGGCUGUGGUAAAGCUGGCUUGUGGAGACACUCGCUUCAACAAUAUCUACGGCAUUGCAGUGGCCAUGUUUAUAACGGUGUUGGAUCUGCUCUUUGUUAUCCUGUCUUAUAUCUUCAUCCUUCAUGCAGUUCUACAGCUUGCCUCUCAGGAGGCCCGCUACAAGGCCUUUGGGACAUGUGUGUCUCACAUAGGUGCCAUCUUAUCCACCUACACACCUGUUGUCAUCUCCUCAGUCAUGCACCGUGUGGCCCGCCGGGUUGCCCCUCAUGUCCAUAUACUCCUUGCUGUUUUCUAUCUUCUUUUCCCACCCAUGGUCAACCCCAUCAUCUAUGGUGUGAAGACCAAGCAGAUUCGUGAUCAUGUGCUAAGCCUAUUCUGGAAAAAGUCUGUGUAGAUGCAUUGUUUUUUCUUUCUCACUAAUCUAGUGCUGAGUUAAGGAAUAGAGGAAUGCUCUCAAGCAGGAAAAUUGUAGAGUGUCCAUAUUUGUUAAUUCUCCAGUUUGAUAAAAAUAAUGAAGUCCCAGUCUCACUGAUUCACCAAUAGUCUGUCUGAUAGAAGUUUGUCCCAUAGUCUGUGUAUGUCCCAUAGUCUGUCUGAUAGCAGAAGUUUGACCCUAUAUGUGAGAUGUCUAUAUUUUCAUAGAUGUCUCACAAGAAACGUCCAAAGUGCUAUUGUCAUAUCAGUGAGAAACAGUAGGAAUCUUGUCUGAGACUGCUGAACUCUUCAUCCAGACUAUGAAUGAAAAAUUGAACCCCAGAUUUUGUUACCCAAAUGUAGGGAACCACUUUGCGAGACAUGGAAAUGUAGCUCAGCACCCACGUGGAAAACCAGUGGGGGUGAAUCAGCACACAGGACCAUACCUGUGAAGUUCUGCCAUGGGAAA
Messenger RNA from Phyllostomus discolor (pale spear-nosed bat), 3011 nucleotides. Its product is annotated as olfactory receptor 52K1. The transcript has 2 exons. Gene Ontology annotation, molecular function: olfactory receptor activity; G protein-coupled receptor activity. The record is from RefSeq and is a predicted model, not a curated record. Lineage: Eukaryota; Metazoa; Chordata; Mammalia; Chiroptera; Phyllostomidae. Gene Ontology annotation, cellular component: membrane. The coding region runs from base 1578 to 2522 and encodes 314 amino acids. Gene Ontology annotation, biological process: G protein-coupled receptor signaling pathway.